Messenger RNA from Besnoitia besnoiti, 3573 nucleotides. Its product is annotated as thrombospondin type 1 domain-containing protein. Lineage: Eukaryota; Apicomplexa; Conoidasida; Eucoccidiorida; Sarcocystidae. The record is from RefSeq and is a predicted model, not a curated record. The transcript has 5 exons. The coding region runs from base 1 to 3573 and encodes 1190 amino acids.
AUGGCUGAAGAAGGGCGGGGAUACCAGGCCCCCGCGUCGGCGGCGUUAGACGCAUCGGACACGCAUCACAGCCGCAUCUGUGAACAGAAGGUCUACAGAGACCUUACCAUUGAGCAAAAGACCACAGAACCGACACAGAGGGAUUUCGCUGCACGGGGUCGCCGGAAGACGCGACGGUUCGCCUGGCGCGACAUGCCCUCUGCCGUGUCGCCCGCUUCUCUUCUCCUUCUCGUCGGUCUUCUGUCCCUCGGUUUCAGCCAUCAAGAAUUCGCAGCACGCUCGUUUUCUUCUCUGAGUUUCACCCAGAUAGCUGCCGCGGAGACGCGGUCGCCCGAGGCCUCGCCCUCAUCUUCCGCCGCUGACCUCGACUCUCCUUCUCGUGCCUCGUCUGCUCAUGCCUCGGUUCCUCACGGCUCUCUGUCGGGAGAUUCCGCUGCUUCUUCAGCUUCGCACGCUUCGUCCCUGCAUCACCGCAGAGAGACUUCGGAAGCUCAGCGAGAGAAGACCGGUGGAUGGCGAUCUCUGCCCUCCGCAGAAAAGACGCGUGCCCAGCCGCACCAGAGACACGACGCAGCCAGCGACGAGGAGCUGAGCACACGCGGAGACACAUAUGCAGCAGAGUCCGCGUCGCCUGGGGGCCGCCAUGGACCUUCCGCUCGACAGUCUUCCCACACUUCCUCUCUCUCGCGGGCUUCGCCCUCCGCUCUUCCGUCCGCCUCUGAGGCAACGGACUCUGCGGCGGCCGACUCCGCUGCAGCCGCGCCCGAUUUGCCUUCGCUGCGUGCAUCGCCCACAGGGUCUGAGGGGGCGGACGAGGAGGAGGUGGAAGGGCUGCGAGGUCGCGCACGCCACUGGCGCCGGCCCGACCCUGCGGAGAUCUCGCUGUCGCUUCGGCACUUUCUCUCUUCUUCUUCGCUCGCGCGUGAGCUCAUCCAUCUGCGGGCCUUCGGCCUCUCGUUUGAUGAACACCAGGCGCGGGCGCGCGUCCGCCUCUACGCCAUGGGGCGGGGCGGCCUGUACCCGGGUCGCCUCGGCAAGCGGAGUCGCCACCAUCGCCAUGCGCGCGAGGCUCACCGCGAGAACCGAGGCUCCGCAGAGGCGAUAGGAGACGUGUCUGCGACGGGAGCCGAGGCGUCGCCCGCGCCGGCGCCUGCGUCCUUUGCAGCGUCGCGGUCUCACGUCAGGGUCCGCGGCGGCCGCCCCUUGACUGCGACAGAGCACGAGGCGCUGAAGCGCGCGGCGCUGACGGCGCAGUUCAAUCGGCGCCACUUGCUGAAUAUACAGGCAGACAGCCUGCGCUUCGGCCGCAUGCGGCCGCUUGUUGAGGACGGCGAGACCGCGGGUGUGUACACGGUCAACGAGUGCGUAGCGGUUCGCUACGCGGACUACCCUAAGAGCUUCCCCGGCUACGACGAGGAGACAGAAAGCUGCAAGUGUCCCAGAGGCUGGAUUCCCUGCGGCGUCGCAGAUGCCAAGGCGCACGUGUCCGCGUGGGAGCCGGUCGUCUGGGAAGAAAACGCCGAUGCGGGAUGCACGCGCGAGCGCGGUGCAGUCAUGCUCGAGCACAUGAACUUCUACUCCUGUCCGCUGAAAGACUUUGUUGACUACACCGGGCCGAACGACGUCACCAUCCGGAACGAGCAGUGCAGACGCGCCGGCUUCGUCCUCUGCCGCGCCGCAGAGUCCACGUGCAUCACCGGCCCUUGGUCAGCGUGGACAAGUUGCUCUGUUCCGUGUGGCGAGGGCUACCAGUACCGCUGGCGCAUUCCCGCCGGCGCGACGAGCGACUCGGCAGGGAGCGUUCAGAGUGCGCGCGGCGUGUCCAAAGACGCCUGUGCGCCGUACCACAUGGAGGAGAGACGAAAAUGCAGCCGCGGGCCGUGCCCGAAAACCGUGCGAAACACGCAGUGCUUGUGGACUACGGUGCAAGUCAACCACGAGAACAACGGAUUCGAUGAAAAGAGAGGCAGCUGCACAUGCGGGAGUGGCGACGAGGAGGCGGACCUCGAAGAAGGCGACCUCAUGGUCCCCUGCACGCCGGAAGAGGCACUCGCCUCGAUGGACAGCUGGAAAACCCACCUGCGCAAAUACUGUCACUCGAUGCUCGGGCUUGGACGUCACAAUGCACUGGCGCUGCGCUUCCAUCCAUUCGGCUACCUCGUGCGCGUCGGCCUGGCGAACUUGUGGCAUUUGGACUGUACCGGCGGCUGGACGCGGUUCAACAUCUUCGAGGGGCGAAUGUUUUGCAAUAAGGGUGCGAAAAUGCUUUGCCGCGCAUCCACAGACGACGAGUACGUUCCCUUCAUUGCGGGUGGCUCGCCAGACGCAGACCGCAAGGAAGACGGGACUCUCGACGCCAGCGCCUCGAUGUUGACGCUGCACGGCCGCCGCCGCUCGGGUCGCCUUCUGCCUGCGUUUUCCGCGUCAUUUUCUGAGGCUGAAUCGAGCGCCUUGCCUUCUCCGGGGGCGGAGUCGCACACAUGGUUCGCCGCUCUCGCAGGCGCGCUUACGGCCAUGAUUCUCCUCGCGUGCUUUGUGAAGCGCGCAACGCUGUUUGCGCUGUGGCGGUCGGCGUGCCUCGUGGAGGGUGUCAAGGCAGGCGAAGAGGCGAAAGCGUUUGCGGCCGCAUUUGCGUGGAAGAAGCUCCGUGCGAAUCUGCGAGCCACGCCGCACGCACUGGCGUUUCUUCUCAUGGGAGCGUGGGGACGACUGCGCGAGAAAGUCCACGCGUGGGUGGAGACUGAAGAGCAGCGCAGGCAAAAAGAGGAGACGAAACGGGCGUCGCGCGUUUCGUUUUUCUUCCCCGACGAGGAGGAUGAAGAGGAGGAUCAAGUGCGAAGGCCGAGGCGGCAUCCCGUGUGCGAAGAGGAAGAGAGGCUGUUGCGGGGUGUGCGCGUCUACGCCUCGCGCGCUUCGACGCCGGACUCCUCCUUUUUAUCGUCGCUUCCACUGCUCGACGCGCUCGCCCGCCUGCCCCUGAUCUCUAUGCUUAUCGGGAAAAAGGCUGCGCCUGGCGCGCCGCGACCGGCUUUGGCACUGUGGAGAAAGAUUCAGGCUGCUUUCCUCUCGCCGGAAGAGCGCGAGAGGCGAGAGCGAAUGUGGCGCAUGGAGAGGGAAAAGAAGGAAGACGACGAGCGCAACCAGCGCAGCGCCCGAGACGCUGGCGUGGCGCUGCAUGGGAUGCAGACGACGCGGCGAAGACGGGUCUUCGCUGCGGCCGAAGGCGAGCGUUCGGCCGCGGCGAGCGCGUCGUCGUCGUCUUUCUUGUAUUCUCAGGAAGGCGAGACGCCGCUGCCAAGCGAGGAGGAAAAAGAUCGCCGACGGCGAACGAUGCGACGAAGAGGCAAGCUGGAAGCAGACGAGUUUCCGGGAUCGUCUUCUUCUACCUCAGACGGCGGGUCGCAGUCAGGGCCGGAGGAGGACGAUCACUACUCCAAGCUCUCGCCGGCAGAAAGGAUGCUGUUCUACCCUCGAGGCCGAAGGCGCACGGCUGAGAAACUUGUGCAACUGAACGCAGCUGCGCGGGCAGCUGCCGUCGCUGCAGUGACGCCAGAGUCCUUCGGGGCCUACUAG